AUCCACCUACGCUCGCUUCAGGUUGUCAUUCGUUUAUAAUUCCUUUUCUUGUUUACAUUAGCCAUUGCUUGCUCUUAUCCAGGCCACAGCAGCGUCGUCAUGGCGGUUAGUCCGCUGGAUGUCCCGAAUAGAGGCCCUGAAUUUGUCAAAGUAACCGCCGUCUUGACGUGCAUUGCAUUCGUCCUGGUGGUCUGUCGUCUGACAUGGAAGGGCUAUGUUCAAGGCAGGUUUGCUGUAGACGAUGGGAUCAUUGCGUUUUCAAUGGCCAUGCAAAUUGUCAAUACUGUUAUGGGUGAUUUAGCCUGCCACUACGCCUUUGGACGGCACAAAGCCGACAUUGUCAGAACAGGCGGCAACGUUGUCCUUGCCUUGAAGUACUUCUGGCUCUUCCAGAUCUUUUACAAACUUGUGCUAUGCCUUAAUAAACUUUCCUUUCUCACCUUCUACCUCCGAGUUUUCCCCAAUCGCAUCUUCCGCAUCAUCUGCUGGAUUACCAUCGGUCUCGUCAUCGCUAGUACAUUUGGUUUCGUUAUAGCAACCGUCUUCCAAUGCACCCCCGUUCGUGCCAGCUGGUACAAGCAUAUCCCCAAGAAGUGCGUCCAGAAUGCUCCCUUCCGUUGGUCUUGGGCGGGUUACAAUACGGCAAUGGAUAUUUGGGUGUGUUUACUGCCGCUGCCGGUAUUAGCGCAGCUACAGCUUGAUCGAAUCAGAAAGAUUGGAGUCAUGUUGGUGUUCUGUAUGGGGCUUUUUGUGUGUGUGACGAGUAUCAUUCGCAUGUGGGCGAUGGAGAAGAGCACGACAACGACGGACCCAACCUGGGGGUCGUUUGAUGCGUUGCUAUGGAGUGCCAUCGAGGCUAGUACGGGAAUCAUCUGCGCUUGCUUGCCGUUCCUGAAACAUCCCAUUCAGAAGGUCCUGCCUGGUCUGUUUGGUUCAUUGUCAAAUGGGUCCAGAAAGAGUCGGAGUCGGACGAGGCCGAGCUAUCGGAUGAGUCGAUUGGGGUCCCGGUCGGGGAAUGGCACGCGGAAUGUUGAUGCUGAUAUUUGCGGAGAUGAAGAUGAUUCAGAGAGCGUCGGAAGCCAGAGGCCGAUUGCGAAGAACCAGAUCAUCGUCAAGACGGGCAUUUCCAUGCACAGUGAAGCGGCAUAUCCAUGAGGCUUGCUGGUCACAGGCAAUGAACCGGAGUGCUGGUAUUGACACGUCCGAGCCCUUAUACCCACACAAGC
This is a messenger RNA of Aspergillus eucalypticola CBS 122712, 1226 nucleotides long. RefSeq names its product plasma membrane protein Pth11-like protein. Bases 100 to 1155 code for a protein of 351 amino acids. NCBI's taxonomy places the organism in Eukaryota, Fungi, Ascomycota, Eurotiomycetes, Eurotiales, Aspergillaceae. The record is from RefSeq and is a predicted model, not a curated record. The transcript is spliced from 4 exons.